Messenger RNA from Closterium sp. NIES-65, 1269 nucleotides. The record is from the annotation of a GenBank genome assembly. NCBI's taxonomy places the organism in Eukaryota, Viridiplantae, Streptophyta, Zygnematophyceae, Desmidiales, Closteriaceae.
AUGGCAUCUGGCCAAGAGAAGGAUAUGGCAAGGGAGGAAGGGCCCACUGCACCUAAUGAGGUGGUGAACAAUGCUGCUGAGAUUGACCUCAAUCAAGAUGCGGCAAUGGCUGACAUUGAGUUGGAUGAUAUUGAGGACUUGGACCUGGACCUUGGAGAUGAGCAUAACCAUGGUGAAGCUGAGAACCAUGAUGAAGCUGAGCACCAUGGUGAAGCUGAGAACCAUGGUGGCGCUGACAACCUUGGGGAAGAGGAUAACACCGGUGGAAAGGAGGCCACUGGUGAUGAAAAUGACUUCACUGAGGGUGAAGGCAUGACUUAUCCUAUCUCCGAGGAGAUUGUCCAACUCCAGGCUAAGGUGGCAACUCAGAAUAUCACCAUCCUGCAGCAGCAGACGUCCAUUGAUGGACUCAAGAAGCACACUCAGAACCUCGAGGCUAGACUGAGCAUUACCAUGAAGGAGGUUACAGAGACGGAGGUGCAGCCUUGGCUCGACCUGGUGGAUUCCACCAUGAUCCUUGCAAAUGUGCGCCCCGAGGCUCGCGUCACUGCAGCUACUCGUGCGUUGGACGAGGUGGCCCGCAGGGCCGUGUAUGGUGCUAAGAAGCAGGCACAGGGACCGUUUGAAUGGCCAGAGUUCUGCACCGCGCUAAAAGAGGUAUUCAUGGUCAAAAAGUCCAACCUAGAACUGCGCGGACGCCUUGAGCGUAUCAAGUGUCAUGACCGUUCGGUGCAGGAAUAUGUGGUCGAGUUUGAGGCCGCAGCACGCUUGCUCCAAAAGCCCUUGGCUGAGGAGGAGAUGAUGCACAUCUUCAUGAAGGGCCUCCCUGUCAACCUGCAGCAGGCACACAUGACCGGCGGCAUGACCAAUUGGACGACUUACAAGGAGAUGAAGGAGCAGGUGAUCAAAACCGACAACAUCAUUCGCACGUACAUUUUUGGCCCCGAAAAGACAAGCCUGCAGCCCCGUGCUGAGGGCUCUGGUGGUCAUGGGAACCGGCCCCAGAAUGCGAAGGGUGGAAGCGGUUGGAACAAAAGGCCUUUCCAGCAGCGUGAUCACCAGCCUGGCCCACAGGCCAAGAGGCCUAACGGAGGGGGAGGUCAUGGACCUAACAAGCCGGACUUCUCCGACAAGCAGUGCAGAGGCUGUGGAAGGAUGGGGCACGUCAUAAAGCAAUGCCGUGAUAAGAAUGCUAUCAAGUAUUCUGGGAAGCCUAAGCCAGGCGGAGCUGGACCUUCUGGAAAGAAGGAUUUUCAGAAGCCCAACUAG